CGUGGAAGGACGCCGAUGCUCUGGGAGCUGCUCACACCAAGCUGAAACUCUUCUGCUCACUUUCACUUUUGCUUUGAUUUGCAGGAAGAAAGCAAGAUGUCUUCUAUUGGGAGCCCGUAUAGCUCUUCUUACGAGGUGUCUACCGGGACGACAAUCAUUGCAGUGGAGUUUGAUGGCGGAGUUGUCAUUGGAUCGGACUCCAGGGUGUCGGCUGGAGAGGCGGUGGUGAAUCGGGUAUUUAAUAAGCUGGCUCCCGUCCAUGACAAGAUAUACUGCGCCCUGUCAGGCUCAGCUGCGGACGCCCAGGCAGUGGCAGACAUGGUACAUUACUACAUGGAGGUGCACAGUGUAGAAAUGGGAGCGCCUCCUUUAGUUCUAGCUGCUGCGAACUUGGUGAAGGGGAUCAGCUAUAAGUACAAGGAAGAAAUGGUGGCCCAUCUCAUUGUGGCAGGCUGGGAUCAGAAGAAUGGAGGGCAGGUCUACGGGACGCUCGGUGGGAUGAUAACACGACAACCUUUUGCUAUUGGUGGAUCUGGCAGCACAUAUAUAUACGGCUAUGUGGAUUCUGUUUUUAAACCUGGUAUGUCAAAGGAGCAGUGCGAGAAAUUUGCUGCCCACGCGGUGUCCCUGGCAAUAGGUAGAGAUGGUUCUAGCGGAGGCGUGAUAUAUCUUGUCACUGUCACAAAGGACGGGACAAAGGAGAACAUUAUCAGUGGCGACAGCAUUCCUCGCUUCUAUGACCUGUAAUAAUGUAAUCACCAGAUGUAAAUAAAUCUCACACUGCUGGAACGUUUUCUGUGGUUAUCCGUGGAUCAUCAGCCAUGGUCAUGAGCUCAAUGUAUAGCAAAAAGCCUUGAUCGAAACACAAGAGAGCAAAAUCACAUUUUUGAAAGACAUUUAUUGGUCAAAGAUAUUAAAGGAGUUUUCUUCACUAA
Molecule: messenger RNA, 935 nt
Organism: Bufo bufo (common toad)
Lineage: Eukaryota; Metazoa; Chordata; Amphibia; Anura; Bufonidae
Gene: PSMB9
Product: proteasome 20S subunit beta 9
Exons: 6
Coding region: 97-747 (216 amino acids)
Cellular component (GO): proteasome core complex
Molecular function (GO): threonine-type endopeptidase activity
Source: RefSeq, a predicted model, not a curated record